This is a messenger RNA of Drosophila busckii, 1920 nucleotides long. RefSeq names its product chromatin-remodeling complex ATPase chain Iswi-like. NCBI's taxonomy places the organism in Eukaryota, Metazoa, Arthropoda, Insecta, Diptera, Drosophilidae. Gene Ontology annotation, molecular function: ATP binding; ATP hydrolysis activity; DNA binding. The record is from RefSeq and is a predicted model, not a curated record. The coding region runs from base 153 to 1919 and encodes 588 amino acids. The transcript has 4 exons. Gene Ontology annotation, biological process: regulation of transcription by RNA polymerase II; nucleosome organization. Gene Ontology annotation, cellular component: chromatin; nucleus.
UACUGAUAUAGAUUACUUAGUAAAGGCGCCAAAUUGUAUUCUUGAUAAAAGCUAUCGAUCAAUUUGCACAACAUAUGUAUGAAUCGCUUUACACCGCCAAGACGCGCAAAAAAGUGCUUGUCUCAGCUUAAUGUUUUUAAAUAAUAGCAAAAAUGUCGAAGAGAAAGGCAUUUGAAUUGGAAGACAAUGAGGAAAAUCGAGACGCACUCAACCAACGUUUCGAAACGUUAAUGAAAGAAAUCGAGGACAUGGGCAAAACCAUUAUUUUAAACACAAGACAAGAAAUAUUAACCGAAAAUAACAAUAAUAUAAUUGUCAACAACCCGCGCAAACGCAAAAAGGAAAACAAACCAAAUAAUAUCUUCAGCUUUGACGUCUCACCUACUUAUAUUAAGAAUGGUGCCAUGCGCGAUUAUCAGUUAACAGGACUUAAUUGGCUGAUCUCGCUGUAUGAAAACGGUAUCAGUGGCAUACUGGCAGAUGAAAUGGGUCUAGGCAAGACCUUACAAACCAUAUCGCUAUUGGGUUAUCUGAAGCAUCACAAAGGUAUAGACGGUCGUCACAUUGUCAUUGUACCGCUUUCCACCCUACAAAACUGGGUAAACGAGUUUCACAAAUGGUGUCCUUCAAUGCGUGUUAUAACUGUGAUUGGUGAAAGGAAGCAGCGUAAUAAGUUCAUCAGGGAAGUUUUCGCAGCUGGCGACUGGGAUGUCUGUGUUACCUCUUACGAUAUAUGCAUACAUGAACAGAGAAUACUGCGGAUGUUUAGCUUGCAAUAUCUCAUCGUUGAUGAGGGGCAUCGUCUGAAGAAUGAGAACUCAAAGCUUGCAAAAAUAUUGCGUACUACGGAGAGCCAGAAUCGUUUGCUGUUAACAGGCACGCCUGUAAACAAUAAUUUACAUGAACUGUGGUCGCUCUUGAACUUUCUGAUGCCGAAUACGUUCAACUCUGCCGAGGACUUUGAUGAUUGGUUCAGCACGCAGCAAUGUUUGGGAGACGAUGCGCUGGUCACUCGCCUGCAUAAUCUGCUUAAGCCCUUUCUGCUGCGGCGCCUUAAGGCGGUGGUUGAAAGCAAUCUGAAGCCUAAAAUUGAAAUCAAAGUCUUUGUGGGCACGUCACAAAUGCAACGCGACCUUUACGAGCGUAUACGCACAAACAGUUUUGAAAAACCAUCAACAAUGGAUGGUUCUAUGACUAAAGUAAAUUUUUAUAACUUACUUAUGCAUCUGCGCAAGUGCAUCAAUCAUCCUUAUCUGUUUGACGGCCUCGAGCCAGGUCCACCGUAUACCACGGACAUGCAUAUUUUAGAGAACUCCGGCAAAAUGUCUGUAUUGGAUAAAAUGUUACCAAAGCUCAAGGCGCAGGGAUCGCGUGUAUUGAUCUUCAGUCAAAUGGUAAAAAUGCUGGACAUUUUGGAUGACUAUUGCACAUGGCGUGGCUAUGAAUUCAGUCGUUUCGACGGCGGCUACUUGCACAAAUCUCGUAAUACUGAAAUUGAUGAAUUCAAUAAGGAGAAUAGCAGCAAGUUUAUUUUCUUGUUGUCUACGCGUGCUGGAGGAUUGGGUAUAAACUUAACCACUGCCGAUGUGAUCAUCUUUUAUGACUCGGAUUGGAAUCCACAAAUGGAUCUGCAGGCCAUGGAUCGUGCUCAUCGCAUCGGCCAGAAGAAGCAAGUGCGUGUCUUUCGAUUAAUUACCGAAAACACUGUAGAAGACAAGAUAUUAGAGACUACUGAACGCAAACUCAAGCUGGAUCAACGUGUUAUACAAGAUGGACAACUGGUGAAUAACUUUGGUAAACUACAAAAAGAAGAAGCGAUGGAACUUGCACGAUUUGCCUUCAGUCAUGUAUUUAGUUUAAAAAAAACGCUAACAGAUAAAGAAAUUGAUAAAAUAGUUGCUAAUCCCAACGUUAAAUAAU